Molecule: messenger RNA, 944 nt
Organism: Colletotrichum acutatum
Lineage: Eukaryota; Fungi; Ascomycota; Sordariomycetes; Glomerellales; Glomerellaceae
Product: PLAC8 family-domain-containing protein
Exons: 3
Coding region: 215-727 (170 amino acids)
Source: RefSeq, a predicted model, not a curated record
CUCCCGACAUCAUACUCUUUUGAACGGGCAGGGCAAAUGGUCCUUCCAAGAGCAAACGCCGAGGACGCGUGGACAUCGAUUUGAAUUGAGUUAAUACCUGCAUUGCCGAGUCCCGAAUCCAGCUUUUUUCAUUUCACAUUUCAUCCACAGUCGCUUUUUGCCUUUUUGUCUGUAGCUCUCAGACCUGCUUUUAGCAUUCAACCAUCGGGCACGAAUGCCUCGUUCUCAGCCUCGAGGAGACGAUGGCGCCCAGCAAAUCAAAGACCAUGACAAUUUGAAUAGACAGGAAGAAGGCGAGCUUGCCCAAAGCGAUGAUUGGCAUCAUGGCCUGUGUGGAUGUUGUGCAUCCUGCGAGCUUUGCCUUCUGAGCACCUUCGUGCCAUGUCUUCUUCUCGGGCAGACUUCCCAUCGGAUCAAGGAGCCUUCGAUGGAAAGUUAUAGGCAUAUCAAUCGCGAUUGUCUACUGAUGCUGGGAGUCACAUAUCUUACAGGCUUUGGUUGGAUGUAUGUCAUGAAGAAGCGAUUUGAGAUCCGCAAGCGUUAUGGCAUCAAAGGAACCGAUGCGAGAGACUGCUGCGCAUCCUAUUGGUGCCUUUCAUCUGCUUUGGUUCAGCAUGAGAGAGAAGUGCUUGCCCGGCAGGCUGUGAGGAGUGAUCCCAUCACUGAAGGCUAUCAGACUCAACCUACCAUGGAAUUGCCUUCUACACAUAAUCAGCCCACUACAUAGAGUUCAAAUGAAAUUGAGUUUUUCCGGGGUCAAUAUACUGGCCACGAUUCCGAGGUGUUUGUAGCCUUGGCUUCAACUGACAUUGGCACGUAUGUGUGCGGAUGAACAUCGAGAGCUGGAGGUCUCUCCGUGCCUGCAACAAGAAUUCGCAAGUCGACAGUGUCAAUUUCUAUCACAAUUCAACUGAAAAGUAAAUUGUCUCGUAUUCUGUCUAGCA